Molecule: messenger RNA, 3969 nt
Organism: Fusarium sp. VM40
Lineage: Eukaryota; Fungi; Ascomycota; Sordariomycetes; Hypocreales; Nectriaceae
Source: the annotation of a GenBank genome assembly
AUGCAACCUCUAAACCCCUUCCUGGCCGCCUUCUUCAAGAGCUCCCUCCCCAGCCAGUGCACGCCGGUUCAUCACCACAUCCUAUUGGUCCCGUCAACGGAUGUGCUGCUCACGUUCCGCGAGACCGAGAGCGGGAGUGCUCCUGCUGAGGUCAUCGCCUCAGAGGACUUCCUUGCCAGCCACGUCCUCCGCGUGCCAUCUCCGAAUGGCGUCGCGGGCGGCAAAGAUGGUGCCCAGAACCUGCGAGAGGUGAGGGGAAAGGCAAAGCAGUUCACGACUCUUAAUGGGAAGAGCGUCGUUAUCAAAGAUGCUUUUAUCUACAGCAACAAAGGCUUCAAAACACUCGCUCAAGCCCAGCUUCUCAACGACAUCGUCUUCUAUCCCGACGUUUUCGAACCACGACAAUGGCUUCUCUACUAUAUCUCGAAACCACUCGUAGGCGUCUGGGAGGAGAUCAAGAUAGCACCGGCCGUGCUUGUUUCUGGCGUACGCAAGCGCAGGAUUCCUGAUCAGAAGCAGACACCGAACGCCGAGUCGACCGAAAAUGCUGCGCCUCGAAAGAAGGAUAUCAAGAGCUUUCACGACCUCCUUAACAACUUCCCUAUGAUUGCGCGCCAGAUGCAACCCGGUCUCGAGAAACUUUUCGUCGAGUUCCACAACGUCUUCCGAAGCCCGCUACCUCCGCCGCCUUCCGCCGAACAUAUACCAGACCCCCCUAUCAACGGAUCCGCUACCAAUGCUGUAAGACGGGUUCGAUCAAAUAGUGCAUCGGCGAGUAUGGGUGAAGACGGUCGACUGCCAGUGACAGAGAACUUCUAUGCCGAGGACGAUGAGGAUAUCAUGAGAGCGUCUCUCGAAACCGCAGUCACGACUGCUAUCGAUCUCUUCCAAGGAGUUGACAAGCAACAACUCUCCCUGUUGGGCGCUACAACCGAUCUAACAGGACCACUUGUGGAAAAACUGAUUGAGCGUUAUGUUACAGAAAAUGUUCACAAUCAACUUUGGCCAAGACUCAAUGCUCUAAAGAGGCCUUAUGAUCUAGAAUUAGAGGCAAAGAUUAGAAAGAUGCAGUACAUCGACAUUUCUCAGCUGGGUAUUGCCAUUGAUGGUGGUUCGAAGGCUAAACACGACCUUAUCCUUCAGCUGGGGCCCGCUGUUGAGGAGUUCAAGAAGAUAUCUAUCGCAUCUUGUCCACAAAUCAUGCUGGACAUCUUGUUGUCGACGAUAAAGAUCGUUUCACAGUUGACAGAUUCAUCAAAGGCACAGACAGCCCCUUCCGAUGCAUCGUCAGAAAAGCCCGUCAUGACUAUCAAUGCGGAUACCCUUGUUUCAUUCUUGCUCUACGUUGUCAUCCGCUCGCAGGUCAAACAGUUGCAAGCUCGUUUGAUCUAUGUCAGGAAUUUUAUCUUUAUAGACGAUGUGGACAGUGGCGAGCUGGGCUACGCGCUGAGUACUUUCGAGGCCGUGCUGGCGUAUCUUGUUCUCGACUCGGCCGGCUUGCGACGUGCUAGCAGAAGGAACAAGGCCUUAUGGGAUGCAACAAAGACCGGAACUCUGGACGAUCUCCUGAAGAUAAUGGAACCUGGCUCAGGACCUGCUGAUGAUGAUGAGUCGUCAGAAUCCCCUAUGUCUAGUCGUCGGCCGUCUGCAGUAUGGAGUCUUCAACACGAAGGCAGGUCACGGUCAGCAGGGCCCUCAAGAUCCAGGAGAUCUUCAUUACGCCUCUCCCUUCACGAUCAAUCGCCAUAUGAGCAUUAUUCUCGUGGCUCGGGACUUGGACAUGUGUUUCCUUUCCAGGCAGAGGAUGAGGGCGAAACUCACUUGCACGACUUUACAAUACCCAUCCGGAGGGUAAAAAAGGUCGCGAUGGAUACCCGAAGCAUUUCUGGUGAUUCCGAAAUUUCAUUCCACUCCCGCACCGGAAGUGUAGGAACUAUUGGCAGUGCCUUAGAAGGAGAUAUUUCAGUGGCUCGACUAUCGCAGACCAAUAAUUCCUUCGGAGAAUCAGUCCUGAUGAUGGCCAUUCAAGCGGAAAGAGGGGAAACACUCAAGUACCUACUCUCUCUGAGUGACUAUUUCUCUCCCUCCUUUGUUCUGGAUGAUAUGAACAACGAAGACACUACUCUACUAAGUGCCGCCAUUCAAAUAGGCAAUGCUCAAAUCAUCGAUCUGACCCUCAACUUUGUCAUCUCCGCGACAAACCCCAGUCAGCUGGCAUCCUAUCUAGCACAGCAAGACAUUUGGGGACGUAGUUGUGCCCAUUAUCUCUUCCACGCGCCUAUCUUGAUCACUCGCAUCGGGCACCUAAUACCAUGGCGACAAAGGGACAAGAACGGGCAGACACCCCUAUUUGCUCUCUGUCGUUCUUAUGACCACAAAAACUAUCUAGGUAUGGUCGAAGCCGGACUGAAUGCGGCGGCGGCAGCUCAACAUGAUGGACUCCCUUUGCACAUUGACGAACAUGUUGACAACAAGGGCAACACACUAUUGCAUAUUGUCAGCAACGCGAGUCUUGCAUUGAACAUACUGCAAUAUUGUGAUGUCGAUGUCAAUGCGACGAACGAUAAGAGAUUCACGGCGUUGAUGGUGGCCAGCAAGUACGGCAGGUAUGACAUGGUCCGAUCUCUGUUCGCCGAUCCAAGAGUUGAUAUAGGAGCCAAGGAGAUUAGAGGCCUUACUGCGGUUGAGCUGGCCAAGGACGAUGAUGUGCGGAACAAGAUCGAUGACCUUGCGUUGUUCAGCAUGACUCCUGGUCCAGACGCACGCAUUACUGGUGUUGUCAGGGCAUUCUUCGUGGAAGAUGCGACUGUGCGGUUGGUAUUGAAGUCAGCUGCCCCAACAGAUCAUGACAGCUAUACGGUGACAACAAGCCGCCGUUCGCUCUCCGACUUUGAGCAUUUACCCAAUCUCCUUGCACUCGAAAACCCAGCUUCAUGGAUACCAGCCCUCAACGAUGUGAGGUCUCCAUUCCAAAUACCAUCUAAGCCAUCUCGUGCUAUUCUACGCGAUAUGCAGGCUCGCGCAGAUUCGUUCCUGAAGAUAAUGCUGAUGCACCCAACAUUUGCUACCCACGAAAUGCUGUGGGAGUUUUUCCUGGUGCCAGAGCUGCAGCUGGACAUGAUGGAGCAACGAACGCUUCUCAAAACAGAGGCGCGAGCAGAGAAAGUACGCGACGAAUACGAACCGGUGGAGGACGUAAGGGAGGUGGAACAGUUUGUUAAUCACGCGCGAGAGAUGAUUCGGAGCGUGAACUACUCGAUCAAGAGUGCGACCAGACGCGCCAACAAUCUGGGACUCGUCACAGCAGACAUGUACGAUUCUUCGGUGCUGCUCCAUCGAGCCGUGUCGUCACUGCAUUUCUUGCCUCCCAAAUACAUCGAGGCGUUUGAGGUGUAUGUGCGAGCCAUCGUUCCCACCCAGUCAAAUGCACAGGCGAACCUUCACUCGUCAUUUUUGGCUUUACAAUCCACCGUUCAGGCACUACUAUCGUCCUUGUCGCGGCCACCAGCCAUCAUCUCUCAGAUGAGGGCGGCCAAGCGUGAGGCCGAUAGAAACUUUAAUUCUCUUAACAAGUCCAGGUGGCCACUCGGUCUCCUUGACGACACUAGACAACGACUAUAUGACGAGAAGGAAGAGAGGGCACGAAAAUCCCGAGAUGAAGCCGCAAACCUUGCCAAGGAACUUCGGUUUACCCAGCAGACGGUGGCCGGAGAACUGGCAGGGUGGCAAGACUUACAUGAGAGGAUGGGCCGCCAGGCCAUUCGAGAAUUCGUGCGGGGGAUGGUGGUGCAGGAGAGGAUGAAGCUAGAUGGCAUGUUGAGAGCAAUCAGGAGAGUGAGAAUGGGUGAUGAGCCGGGCCCAGAGUCUACUGCAGUGGGUAACGGGACAAUACCGCCCGCUUCUUCGCGGGCCACACGAUCUGAACCGGCAGAGUCAAGCGAGAACGGUGUUCGUGGCGAAGACGAGUAA